CAGUUUGGCCAAAACGGGAAAAAUGGUAGGAAAAUUAAAGAAUUUACAAGUUGAAAUAGACUCAAACAGAGAGGUGUUUUAUCCAGGUGAAAAAAAUACGUGGUGCUGUUGUUGUCGAGGUUGCCAAGUCAAUGAAACGCAACGAAAUCACCGUUAUAUUGGCAGGGUACUCUUACUGUUAUAGCGGGAAAGCAUUGUUGGAAAUGCCGGAAAAAGAUAGCCAUGGGAACUUUUUUACUCGUAUAGAACGUAACAAGAAGUUCAAUGGCUACGAGUUACUUGUAAAUCAACAAGCACGUCUUUUUGCUAGAGGAAGUUCAACAGUGGCUUCACAACAUCCUUUUGGAAGACAUGCAUAUCGAUGCUCAUCUCUUCCUAGUUUGUUUGAAGGGCACAGUGGUCAGAUUCGCUACUAUAUGGAAGCAAAAGUUGAUCGACCGUGGAAGUCUGAUUAUAAAACUCGAAAGCCCUUCACUGUCAAUGAGAUUAUUGAUAUUAAUCUUCCGCAGUAUUCAACAGUUCCUUUUGGCUCCGAAGAGAAGCAAAUUGUUGGAUAUCUCUGUCGUGUUGCUGGUAACUUGACAAUGCAAGCGAGUCGUGAUAGAUCAGGGUACAGUCCCGGUCAACAUAUUUCUCUUAGUGCCCUGUGUGUGAACGUUUCAACUCUAGAAAUGCGCAGUAUGAGAGCAACACUGGUACAAAGAAUUUUGUACCGCCUCGAUGAUGGACAUACAGUAGAUGUUUCAUAUGUGAUUGGGAGUUUUGAAGGAGAAAGAAUCCCAAGUAGAAGUCAGGAUUUAUGGAAUAACCGACCAUUCCUUAUUCCACCAGUUCCGCCAACAAUUCGCACCAAACCUGUGACUGUCAGUUACCAAGUCAUAUUUGAAGUCAAUGUUCCAUGGCCAUGGGGGAAAACCUAAAAAUUCGGCACUCGAUAUAACUAUGGGUACAGUCCCCUUUCAGCAUGGCUAUGGUCAACAACGUUCAUAUCAGACAUCAGGAAAUGAAUUUAUGGAAGGGGGCUUGGCCGGCAGGAUACAGGUAUCGGCACCACAAUUUGGGCCAAUCUUAUCCACAAAUGGCUACCCUGACAUGGCUAUCCUUCAAUGUGUUUUGAAGUAUUUCCUAGUAGUAUAAUACAUAAAAAGAUAUGAGCUUUUCCGUGCGUAAACGCAU
Molecule: messenger RNA, 1176 nt
Organism: Dendronephthya gigantea
Lineage: Eukaryota; Metazoa; Cnidaria; Anthozoa; Malacalcyonacea; Nephtheidae
Product: arrestin domain-containing protein 3-like
Exons: 1
Coding region: 132-920 (262 amino acids)
Biological process (GO): protein transport
Cellular component (GO): cytoplasm
Source: RefSeq, a predicted model, not a curated record